AGUGAUGCUCCGACUGUAGCGUCCCUCGUUGAUCAGUCAAGAUGCUGUCCGGUCUGCCAGAGGCCCUGAGCCGGAUGAGGGCCAACUCUCUGCGCAGCUGCUUCAGCCUGGCGGGGCCCUCCGAGUCCACCAUGGUGGGCGUGCCCAUCGACAUCGACAAGGAUGAGGUCCGGAUCCUCAAAGUUUGCUUCUACAGCAACAGCUUCAACAUGGGCAAGAACUUCAAGCUCGUCAAGUGCACCGUCAUGACGGAGAUCCGGGAGGUCAUCAAAUCCAUCCUGCAGAGCGGAAGAAUUGGCCCGGACAUCCAGCUUACCGAGUGCUAUGCUUUGCGCCUGAAGCACGUGAAAUCUGAUGAAAUCCACUGGCUCCACCCAGACCUGACGGUUGGCGAAGUCCAGGAGAAAUACGAAUCUUUGCACAUUGAAGCCGAGUGGAGGUAUGACCUCCAGAUCCGGUACCUCCCCGAGGACUACAUGGAGCGUUUCCAAGAAGACCGGACGACGCUCCUCUACUUCUACCAGCAGCUCCGGACAGAGUACAUGCAGAAUUACGCCAGCAAAGUGAGUGAGGGAAUGGCGCUCCAGCUUGGCUGCCUGGAACUCAGGAGGUUCUAUAAAGACAUGCCGCACAACGCCCUGGACAAGAAGUCCAACUUUGAAUUCCUUGAGAAGGAGGUGGGUCUCGACCUUUUUUUCCCCAGACAGAUGCAAGAGAAUUUGAAGCCGAAGCAGUUCCGCAAAAUGAUCCAGCAGACCUUCCAGCAGUACGCCAACCUGCGGGAGGAGGAAUGCAUCAUGAAGUUCCUCAGCACCCUCUCCACGGUCGCCAACAUCGACGAGGAGAGCUACCGCUGCGAGCUGAUUCAAGGUUGGAACAUCACCAUGGACCUGGUGAUUGGGCCUAAAGGCAUCCGGCAGAUGACGACGAAAGAGGCAAAGCCCACCUCGCUGACCGAGUUCAAGCAGAUCCGAUCCAUCAAAUGUACAGCCGUGGAGGAAGGCAAAGCGCUGCUGCAGCUCGGACUGAUCGGCAAUCCCCAGUCUUUGACGAUCAAAACAUCCUCUCUGGCUGAAGCGGAGAACAUGGCCGACUUGAUAGACGGCUACUGCAGGUUACAAGGAGAUCUGGACGCCUCGCUCAUCGUUCAUCCCCGGGAGAAUGAGAAGAGGAUCAGCUUGCCCCAGGUCCCCGUACAGCACAUAGAGGAGAGGAGGUCUACCUUGGCAGAGAGCUUCAGCGGAGAUUCCGACAUUUACGCUGAGAUCCCAGACGAAGCGUCCAGACCCAAAUCUGGAGCUCAGUACGUGAUCUCUCGGGAGGACGUUGUCCUCGGCCGGAUCUUGGGAGAAGGCUUCUUUGGCGAGGUCUACGAGGGAGUUUACACUAAUGGAAGUGGAGAGCAGAUCAGCGUGGCUGUGAAGACCUGCAAGAAGGACUGCACCCCGGAGAACAAGGAGAAGUUCAUGAGCGAAGCAUUGCUGAUGAAGAAGAUGGACCAUCCUCACAUCGUGACGCUGAUCGGGAUCACCGAGGAAGACCCCACCUGGAUUGUGAUGGAGCUCUAUCCUUACGGGGAGGUGAGGAACAAAGCGGCGCUGAAGGUCCUCACGCUGAUCCUGUAUACGUUGCAGAUCGGGAAAGCCAUGGCUUACCUGGAGGCCAUCAACUGCGUGCACAGGGAUAUUGCCGUUCGGAAUGUCCUGGUGGCUUCCCCCGAUUGUGUCAAGCUGGGCGAUUUUGGCCUCUCCAGGUACAUUGAGGAUGAUGAAUACUACAAAGCCUCGGUGACCCGCCUGCCCAUCAAGUGGAUGGCUCCCGAGUCAAUCAACUUCCGGCGCUUCACCUCCGCCAGCGACGUCUGGAUGUUUGCGGUUUGCAUGUGGGAGAUCCUCAGCUAUGGCAAGCAGCCUUUUUUCUGGCUGGAGAACAAAGACGUGAUCGCCGUGCUGGAGAAAGGGGACCGCCUGCCCAAGCCGGACGCUUGCCCGCCCCUCCUCUACGCCCUGAUGACCCGCUGCUGGGAUUACGACCCCAGCGACCGACCCAAGUUCAAGGAGCUGGUCUGUAGCCUCAGUGACAUUUAUCAGAUGGAGAAGGACAUCGCGCGGGAACAAGAGAGGAACAAUCGCCACCGACCCCCCAAAAUCAUGGAGCCAACGUCUUUGCAGGAGCCCCCUCCAAAGCCGAGCCGACCGAAGUACAAGCCCCCGCCGCAGACAAACCUGCUGGCCCCCAAGCUGCAGUUCCAGGUGCCGGAGGGUCUGUGUGCCAGCUCGCCAACGCUCACCAGCCCCAUCGAUUACCCUUCGCCGGCCAACUCCCUCCACACUCCGCCGCUCAACAGGCACAACGUCUUCAAACGCCACAGCAUGAGGGAGGAGGACUUCCUUCGGCCGAGCAGCCGGGAAGAGGCUCAGAAGCUGUGGGAAAUGGAGCGGGCCAAGAUGAGGCAGCUUCUGGAAAAGCAACAGAAGCAGAUGGUGGAGGAUUACCAGUGGCUGCGGCAGGAGGAGAAAUCUCUGGACCCCAUGGUGUCAAUGAACAGCAACUUCUCCCCCCCAAAACUUCCUGGGAAAGAGAUCGGCUACAACGGCUUAGCGGAAUUUACAGGACCUCCAAAGAAGCCCCCCAGAUUUACACCUCAGAUGUCUCUUCAGCCAUCACCCACGGCGAACCUGGACCGGACGGAUGAUGCUGUCUACAGCAACGUCAUGGACCUGGUGAAAGCCGUUCUGAAGUUGAAGAAUGAAGUCAGCAACCACCCUCCAGAGCGCUACAUCCUGGCUGUUAAGGUCCUGGAGCUUUCCCUUCGGAAACUCAUUGGGAGCGUUGACGACAUUCUCCCGGCUCUGCCUUCAUCUUCACGCACCGAGAUCGAGGGCACCCAGAAGCUGCUGAACAAGGACCUCGCAGAGCUGAUCAACAAGAUGCGCCUGGCCCAGCAGAACGCCAUGACCUCGUUGAGCGAAGAGUGCAAGCGCCAGAUGCUGACCGCUUCGCACACCCUGGCCGUGGACGCCAAGAACCUCCUGGAUGCCGUCGACCAAGCCAAGAUGCGCGGCAACCUGGUCAAGGUCUCUUUUGAGUGACCGAGCGUGCGGGGCAGGUGGACAGGUUAGUCGGUACGUUGGUCUUGAACAAACCCCUUCCAGCUUCCGUCGUCCGUUUCCCUGCCUCCCCCAGCCGCAAGAUGCUCACGUCUUUGAUUUCGUCGCGUCUGUCUUCUGCAAGCAAAAAAGAGAGAAGAGACUCCCAGGAGGAGCCAUGCUCAGGGCAGGGAAUGGUCGUCUCUCUUUGCGGGUUCUGCGGACAAACGCGGUCAAGGCGCGCGACCGUGCACGCCGUGGUCCUACGGUGGAAAUAUUCCCAUCGGAGACUUUGGUCCGCCCUGUGGCCCCUUCAGAAAAUGCAGCCUCCCUUCCUGUGUCUACAUUUUGCUUCCUUUGAGGUGUGGUCGGUCUUCUUGGUGAGGGAGAUCACCAGUGGCAGGACGGGCGAGGUUCCCCACGUUGUUCUCAAGGAAAUGGUGGAGGAAGGGACCCUUUCGUGGCUCCACGGAUGCUCAAGGCCUGGGAUCCGGAGAACAGAUUUGGUGUCCUUUGGAUUGGGGCCAUCACAACAGCCGCGGCCUCCUUCGAAGAGACUCUGUGUGUGUCUUUGUACUUUGUGCAGAACCCUUUAUUUAAGGACGGUGCCCGCACAGUGUGCUUGGAACUGUUCUGCCGUGAAUCUUUCCUUCCCCUG
This is a messenger RNA of Pogona vitticeps (central bearded dragon), 3747 nucleotides long. NCBI's taxonomy places the organism in Eukaryota, Metazoa, Chordata, Lepidosauria, Squamata, Agamidae. The record is from RefSeq and is a predicted model, not a curated record.